This is a messenger RNA of Cuscuta campestris, 1172 nucleotides long. Lineage: Eukaryota; Viridiplantae; Streptophyta; Magnoliopsida; Solanales; Convolvulaceae. The record is from the annotation of a GenBank genome assembly.
AAAGCCCAUUUAUAAUUUACUCCCUCCUCACAAUCCGCCUCCCAAACCCUCCGCCCUCCCCCAUCUCGAUUGCCGCGAACCGCAUCGCCGCCUCUGGACCCCGGCACAGCAGCGGGCUUCUUCUUCUUUUUUUUUUUUCCUUCGCAAUUAGUCACUAGAUUCUGCAGCAAAAAUCUAGGAUUCUGAGCGUGGGAGAGGAAGAAUGGCGGAACACAGCGAAGAAGAAGAAGAGAAAUCAUUCAAAGAAUUAGGAGUGUGUGACCAACUUGUCGAGGCUUGCCACAAUUUGGGCUGGAAAACCGCUUCUAAGAUUCAAGCCGAGCUUGUCGGAGGAAUUGAUAAAGUACGCCAGAGCAUUUUGCUUGCAAACCGACCAAAUAUUCUUGUGGCAACACCUGGUCGUCUCUUGGACCAUCUUUCAGAUACCGAAGGCUUUUCUCUCCGUGGCUUGAAGUUUUUGGUGUUGGAUGAGGCAGACAAGUUACUAAAUGCUGAUUUUGAGAAAGCACUUGAUAAGCUUCUGGGUUAUAUUUCCCCCCGUGAGAGGACAUAUUUGUUUUCUGCCACCAUGAGCAAGAAGAGUGUCUUGGCAUGUCAUCAGACCAAAAUAAUAAAGGAAACAAAGUGGACAGUUCUCAGGCAUGUCCUUAUGCGUCUGAGAUGCACACGUACAUGUGAUGCAACUCGUUUCUUAGCUUUAAUGCUUAGAAACCUUGGCCUAAGUGCCAUACCAAUUAGUGGCCAAAUGACUCAGGUUUCAGAUAUUCCCUUUGUUUCAUUUUGACAUAUGCUUCUAUUCAAAUUACUACGUGCGUACUAAUUUGUUGACAAUUGUGACAGGAAAAAAGACUCGGAGCGCUGAACAAAUUCACAGAUGGAGAGUGCAACAUUCUUAUUUGUACUGAUGUUUUAAGUCGAAGACUUGAUAUCCCAUAUGUAGACAUGGUUAUUAACUAUGAUAUCCCAACAAACUCUAAGGAUUAUAUUCACAGAGUUGGAAGAACAGCGAGAGCUGGUCGAUAUGGAGUUGCCAUUUCACUUUUAAACCAAUAUGAUCUGUUGUGGUAUAAACAGAUAGAGGAACACCUUGAGAAUAAGAGAAAUGGGAGGCUACAAGAAGAGAAGAGGGGGUGAUGAUGAGGAAGACAAUGAUGCGUAUUAUUAUUUGGGUA